CCGGGCCCAGACAGGCAGGGAGGACCAGCCCGCCUCUGCCCGGGGUGUAGGGAGUCCCUCCCAGGCCACACUCAGGGGCUCAGGUCUUCUUCCAGGAGCGAUGGGAGCCAGCAGCAAGCUCUGAGCAAGGCGGGGGUCCUUAGAUGGGGAGGCAACGUGCCAGCUAGAGAGAAAUGGGGGUGGUUCUUCGGGAUCAUCUGAGAAACACGGCUGCGCAUCUGUGUCCUUGAGGAGCAUCACCCCGAGCCUGUGAGGAGCCAGGGCCACUGGCCUCCCCCGCAGCCCUCACGCAGUCAGUCAACUCCUGGGUCUGCGGCCAAGCGCUGCAAAAACCCUGGGGGAGAUGAGUUUCCUGCCUCCUCUCAGCUUCCAAUCAAUCAUUCAGAGGGGAACCAGAGCCUGCCAGGUAAAGAGAUACGUGAACUCCAGGCAGGAUCACCGCCCCAUCCCACAGAGAUAACUUUUCCCUUCAGGCCGGGGGCAGGGUGUUUUAAAAACAAAUUAUUCUCAUUCAGUCACUGUUUCCUAGCAACCAAAGAAAGCAUCUGUUUCCUGAUGUCUGUGGGCACCAGCCCAAUGAGCGAUGCUCCAGCCACCUCCAGAAGCAGAGAGAAGACAAAGGCACUGGACUCGGUCUUGGUCGCUUCUGGCUCAGAGAGGCUGGGUCUCACGGAAGGAAAUCAGGGGCAGUGUAAGCCACAGACACCUGCUAGCCGGGUAAACCUUUCGUCAUGGAAAGAAGGCUCCUGAAGAAGGAGAUGAAAAAGCUCCUGGGAGAUUAUGUUGGCAUCAGACUUCAGGAAAAUGAAUUUGACCCAAAAGGAAGAAGGCAGCCCACCUUGCUAGAUGACAUGGCUCACUAUGACCUGGCCGUCAGUGCUACGCUGCAAUGGCUGGAUCACUCAGAAGACCUAACUUGGCUGGAACGGGAGGAAGUGAAAAUGCCAUUUCGUGGCAGACCCAUAUAUGCAAACCGCAGGGAACGAGAAGCAAUGAUUUUAUCGUCUUACGCUGGACUCUUAAUGAACAGAAUCCCAAUUGAGGAAGUCUUUACAAUUUAUAGGGCUGGUUCUUCUGCCAAUUCUGGUGCCACCAAGGGUCCGGGAGCGCCGCCGGUGCCCCGCUCCUUGCACCCCUUCGCCAUGCUGACGGCGCCCCAGGCCGCGGAACACGCCCGCAAGCAGGAUAGACAGAUGCGGCCACUACCUGUGCCUGCAGGGGUCAAGCCGAGAAGGGGAGCAGCGAGUUCAAACGCCGCCGCCAGCAGCUCUGCCAGGGAAGCAGGCAUCGCGGCGCGGAAACCGUCGAAGAACGCAUCUGUGGACACACGGCCAAAGAACAAACAUUUGAGAAAUACUCUCCGCCAGUUAAUCAGCUCUGGAUUCGACAAUAGGAAAAACAUGAAGUGAAACGUAAGAGCCUUCCUCUUCACCACACUCCUUCCUGCUGCUCAGAAACAACCACCGGCACCGCUUCGUGUGAUGCUCAAAUACUCGCUACACAUGUCACUUAGAAACUUGUAAUUGCACUGUGGGAGUUCGUAACAGAAUCUCUGGGAGAGGAACAGACACAUCACCUUAAAGCUGCGACUCUCGCCGGCACCUUCUCCUUUACGGUCAUCUUUCGAUGCAAAGUGCAUGGAAGUGCUAUUCUGGGUAUCAAGUUUUCUUCUCUCAGAAUCACAUCAUAUGGCUAUAUUGUGGGGGGGGGGGAGUGUGUAUUUUAUGCUGCUUCAUGUGUGAUUGGAAGACUGUGGUUGGAGAGUUCCCAGGAUAUAUAGUAUUUCCAUGUCGGAGCAGGCUGGUCUUGUAGCACAUUUUACAAAUACUUAGCACUGGAUACUGCAGAGCGGUGAGGUAGGAGGCAGUUUUCCAAAGUUCCAGUCCAAAAUAAAAUUCAUCUGUCAUUGAUUGCCUUUACUGUGUUCUCAUAUGGAAACAUUUAAAAUCGUUUCAAUAAAGCAUUAAAAGAAAAACGGGUGCAGGCUUUCUUUCAA
This is a messenger RNA of Equus quagga, 1996 nucleotides long. It is a transcript of the gene C4H2orf80, whose product is annotated as chromosome 4 C2orf80 homolog. Lineage: Eukaryota; Metazoa; Chordata; Mammalia; Perissodactyla; Equidae. The transcript is spliced from 11 exons. Bases 732 to 1409 code for a protein of 225 amino acids. The record is from RefSeq and is a predicted model, not a curated record.